AUGGCUCCCCCCCGCCAGCGCCCUGCACCCGCUACAGCUGCUGCUGCUGCUGCUACGUCUGCUGCUGCCAAUGCUGUAAUCCCAGAUGACUCCCGGUCAGAAGCGUCCAGCACCCGUGAACGCCAGGGCACCACCAAGGGCCGCAAACCCGCCGCAACCUCUUCGGCCGCUGCAAACACCACCGUUGCGGGAAUGAAUGCAGCUUUGAAAGAAGGCAAAUCCCCUGCUGCAGAUCAACGCAUGGACGAGAGUGGCAGCGUUGAGUCUCAGGCCUCCAUAAAUUGGUCCACUAUGCCUCUGUCUGUCCUUCACGAAUACCGCUACGCCUACAACCUAUCCUGCCCAAGCGCGUUCUCAUCACAGAUAAACUCCAUCCUCCUCUCGCAGGGUGCCGGUCUGCGAUCUGCAACCGCCAUUUCCAUCCGACGCAGACAAUUGCUCCAGCAGCAGGCAUCGGACAGACAACAUCAGGACAUGCAGGUUGACACUGACAUGGACAUCAGCUCGAGACAGGAAGGUCCAACUAUGCGGUCGGAUAAUGUACUUCAUCGCCUCUCUGCCCCGGCACAGGGACGAGUGUCUAAGGCACAACUUGCCUCGGCAGUGCGGAAACAUUUUAAUAACACGGCUAUAUCAGAGCAGGAUGCCAUCGCUCGGUUUCUGUAUAAAGUCAACGAGGAGAGGAGAGGGAAGGAGUUUCGGCUUAGAUUUCAGCCGUAG
Messenger RNA from Microsporum canis CBS 113480, 720 nucleotides. RefSeq lists its product as hypothetical. The coding region runs from base 1 to 720 and encodes 239 amino acids. Gene Ontology annotation, molecular function: protein binding; transcription coregulator activity. Gene Ontology annotation, cellular component: histone deacetylase complex. The record is from RefSeq and is a predicted model, not a curated record. Gene Ontology annotation, biological process: regulation of DNA-templated transcription. The transcript has 2 exons. Lineage: Eukaryota; Fungi; Ascomycota; Eurotiomycetes; Onygenales; Arthrodermataceae.